AUGUCCUCCAAAGAGAGCAACACAAACGCCGCCGCAGAGGGCGCCGCGAAUGAAAGCCUGCUCUGCUGCUUGGGUGAGACUUCUGGUGCCCUGAAGGACACAGAGACAGUUUCUGAUAGCAACACCGCGGGUCCAGAAAUGUGUCUGACACCAAACAGCGAUGUUGCUGACACUGGAGACAGCAGUGUUUUCAGCCGUCCAGGUACUGACGAAAAUUCUGGCUAUGGUGACCAUGGUUACGAAGGUGACAGAGACAACGACAACGAUAAAGAUGACGACAAUGAUGAUGAUGACAAAUCCAGCCUUCCCAGCCUGGAGGACUCUGAGAACUUAAUUAAUGUGGAAAGCUCAUCCAGCCACCGAGAGCUUGAGGAAGGUGAGGAUGUGGAAGAGCAGGGUGUGGGAAGGCUGUUUCGACACCGGGAGUUGGAGGCCAGUGAGGUUGUAGAAGAGCAGGGAGUGCAAAGCCUGGGCCGUGUCUGUGAGUUGGAGGCUGGUGAGAUUGUGGAUGCUCACAGAGUGCGAAGCCUGUGCCGCCGCUAUGAUUUAGAGCCCGGCGAGGUUGUAGCAGAGCAUGGUGUGCGAAGCCUGUGCCGCCGCUAUGAUUUAGAGCCCGGCGAGGUUGUGGAAGAGCAUGGUGUGCGAAGCCUGUGCCUCCACUAUGAUUUAGAGCCUGGCGAGGUUGUGGAAGAGCAUGGUGUGCGAAGCCUGUGCCGCCACUAUAAUUUAGAGCCCGGCGAGGUUGUGGAAGAGCAUGGUGUGCGAAGCCUGUGCCGCCACUAUGAUUUAGAGCCCGGCGAGGCCAUGGAUGAACAGGAAGAAAGGUCUGAGAUGCAUGAAGGGCCAAAUGACAGCACUGGGAAAUGCCAAGUGACUGGCAUUGGAAAAGAUAGUUCCCUAGAUGAAUGGAUGGUCUUAGAGACAUCUCCUCUCCCAAGACCUCGAUGGAAUGUUCUUAAUGCCCUUCGAGAUAGGCAACUGGGUUCAAGUGCCCGCUUUGUGUAUGAGGCCUGUGGGGCAAGAGUAUUUGUGCAACGUUUCUCCCUACAGUAUACUUUAGAAGGUCAUGGUGGAUGUGUCAACACUGUGCAUUUUAGUCAAAGUGGUAACCUUCUGGCUAGUGGCAGUGAUGAUCUAAAAGUAAUCCUGUGGGACUGGCUUCAUCAACAACCAGUGUUCAAGUUCAACAGUGGCCACAAAAAUAAUAUCUUACAGGCUAAAUUCCUCCCUAAUUGUAGUGAUGACCUCUUGGCCAUGUGUGGCCGUGAUGGCCAGGUACGGGUUGCACAGCUAUCUGCUAUGUCAGUUACUCAUAAGACUAAACGUUUGGUGAAACAUAGAGGAGCAUCUCACAGAUUAGCUUUGGAUCCAGAUUACCCUUUUAGGUUCUUAACUUCAGGUGAAGAUGCAGUCGUUUUCAAUAUUGACCUCAGACAACGCAAGCCAGCUACAAAGGUGGUAGUAACCAAACAGGGUCGUAAGAAAGUGGGACUGUAUACCAUCAAUAUGCAUCCUGCCAACGUCUACCAGUUUGCUGUAGGUGGGCAAGAUCAGUUUGUGAGGAUUUAUGACCAAAGGAAAAUUAAUGAAAAUGUCAACAAUGGAGUUCUCAAAAAAUUCUGCCCUCAUCACCUUUUUACCUGUGAUUACCCGUUAUACAUCACCUCUCUGGUAUAUAACUUCGAUGGCACAGAGCUCCUGGCUAGCUACAAUGAUGAAGAUAUUUACAUCUUCAACUCUUCUGAUGGUGAUGGAGCGCAAUAUGCUAAGAGAUAUAAAGGACACAGAAAUAAUGCCACAGUGAAAGGUGUACAUUUCUAUGGCCCCAAAAGUGAAUUUGUGAUGAGUGGUAGUGAUUGUGGACACAUUUUCAUCUGGGAAAAAUCAUCCUGCCAGAUCGUUCAGUUCUUGGAGGCUGAUGAUGGAGGAACAGUAAACUGCAUUGAUCCCCAUCCUUACCUACCUUUGCUGGCAUCAAGUGGUCUAGAUCAUGGGGUCAAGAUCUGGGCACCCACUGCUGAAACUUCCACGAAGCUUACUGGGUUAAAGAAGGUGAUCAAAAGUAAUAAGAUGAAACGAGAUAAUUUUAGCUUGGCCCACACUUCUAUGUUUGACAACCACAGGCUUUGGUUCCUCAUGAGUCAUACAACACAGGCAAAUUACCAACGCAAUUGGAGAGGUAUUAGAGUUGAAGUUGGAGGAGAUAUCAGUGAUUCUUCCAGUAGCUUUGAAGAGUAA
Acomys russatus (golden spiny mouse) is the source of this 2238-nucleotide messenger RNA. RefSeq names its product DDB1- and CUL4-associated factor 8-like. The record is from RefSeq and is a predicted model, not a curated record. The transcript has 2 exons. Gene Ontology annotation, cellular component: cytoplasm; Cul4-RING E3 ubiquitin ligase complex. Lineage: Eukaryota; Metazoa; Chordata; Mammalia; Rodentia; Muridae. The coding region runs from base 1 to 2238 and encodes 745 amino acids. Gene Ontology annotation, molecular function: protein binding.